GAGAACCAAGCCUCAAGCAGCACAACAUCCCACCAUUUCAUCUCUCUCUCUCUCUCUCUCUCUCUCUCUUAUACAUAAAAGAGUGCAAUAAGUCUCGAGUUCUUUUAGUUUUUAGUUCAAGUGCAAAAUGAAGGCAUCAUAUGUAGCAAUUUGCACUCUCUUUGUGCUGCUCUUAGGUGAAGCACAAGUAACAAUGGCAGUAACAUGCAACCCAACACAACUCAGCCCCUGUGUAGGUGCAAUCACAUCAAGUUCUCCACCAUCAUCAGCUUGCUGCAGCAAGAUCAAGGAACAGAAGCCUUGCCUUUGCCAAUACCUCAAGAAUCCAAAUCUCAAGAAAUUCAUCAACACACCAAAUGCUAGGAAAGUUGCUAGCACCUGUGGAACUCCAUUCCCCAAGUGCUAAAAAACUUGGGUCACUCUCAAUUUUCUCUAUCCUGUUUCUUGUUAAUCAGCAUUUCAGGAUUCCAGUAAAGGGUGGAGAGACUGAUUUAGAGAGUUAAUUUAUGUUCAAAAUUUGGUGUGGUAUAUGUUAUUUACUUUAGUGGAGCACUAGCUAGUUGUUAAUGGAAAUAAUUUGUUGGGUCACAUUCUCAUGCGCCCAACUUUGUUCUUUGGUGUGUUUUCAUCAUGUAAUGGGUGUUACCAGUUGGAUCAAUUAUGACUAUUGUAAUGGAAAUUUAAAUUAUCUCCGGUUAAAAUCCA
Molecule: messenger RNA, 705 nt
Organism: Ricinus communis (castor bean)
Lineage: Eukaryota; Viridiplantae; Streptophyta; Magnoliopsida; Malpighiales; Euphorbiaceae
Product: non-specific lipid-transfer protein 2
Exons: 1
Coding region: 128-406 (92 amino acids)
Biological process (GO): lipid transport
Source: RefSeq, a predicted model, not a curated record